Molecule: messenger RNA, 1401 nt
Organism: Podospora anserina S mat+
Lineage: Eukaryota; Fungi; Ascomycota; Sordariomycetes; Sordariales; Podosporaceae
Exons: 3
Coding region: 1-1401 (466 amino acids)
Cellular component (GO): nucleolus; chromatin
Molecular function (GO): macrolide binding; peptidyl-prolyl cis-trans isomerase activity
Source: RefSeq, a predicted model, not a curated record
AUGCCUCUUCUUCCUGUCGCCGUCUAUGGCCAAGAUGUCCCUCCCGGACAGCUUGUCCCAGCCGAGAUCCAGUUCCCUGCGACCAUUCGCAUCACCAUGGCUGCUCUUGACCCUACUGCCGCCCCCGAGGCUGAUGAGGAGGGCAACAUCCCCGCCGUCCACCGCUCUACCCUGAAGAUCAUCAGAGUCGUCAACGACGACGAGGGCGAUGAUGAGGACGAGGACGAGUACCUCCAGAAGCUUCUCGGCGGUGGCGACGACGAGGAGUCUGACGAGGAGUCCGAUGAGGAGCCCAACGGCGGCCCCAGCGACCCCGCCAAGUCCAAGAAGGCGAAGCGCGCCGCUGCCAUCAAGAAGCUGAUGGAGGCUACCCAGGAGGAGUCCGAUGAGGAGAUGGAGGACGUCAAGCCCAACGGAAAGAAGGGCAAGGCCAAGGCCAAGGCCGAGGAGGAGAGCGAUGAGGAGAGCGACGAGGACGAUGAGGAGGAGGGUGAGCUUGAGGAGUUCGUUGUCUGCACUCUUGACACCGAGCGCACCUACCAGCAGCCCAUCGACCUUGUCAUUGGCGAGGGCGAGAGGGUCUUCUUCGCCGUCACCGGUACCCACACUGUCUACGUCACUGGCAACUACGUGGUCACCGAGGACGAGGAGGACGAGGAUUCCGAUGAGGAGUCCGAUGAGGACUACGAUGACGACAUGCGCGCCGUCCUCGAGGGUGACUCCGAUGAUGACAUGAGCGAUGAGCUCGACGAGAUUGAUGGUGCUGAGCGCAUCAAGGAGAUCGACACCGACGAGGAGGAGGCUCCCAAGCUCGUCGAUACCAAGAAGAAGGGCAAGAAGAGAGCCGCUGAGGAGGAGGCCGAGGGCCUCGACGAGUUGAUCGCCAAGGACGAGAAGAAGAACAAGAAGCAGAAGAAGAACAAGAGCGAGGCUGCUACUACUGAGGCCAAGGAGUCUCCCUCCACCAAGGGUGAUAAGAAGGUCCAGUUCGCCAAGAACCUUGAGCAAGGCCCUACCGGCCCUGCUAAGGACAAGGCUGCUGAGAAGCCCGCCGAGAAGAAGGCUCUUGGUGUCAAGGUUGUCAACGGUGUCACCAUCGACGACCGCAAGGCUGGUACCGGCCGCACCGUGAAGAACGGCGACCGCGUUGGCAUGCGUUACAUUGGCAAGCUCCAGAACGGCAAGGUUUUUGAUUCCAACAAGAAGGGUGCGCCUUUCAGCUUCAAGAUUGGCAAGGGUGAGGUCAUCAAGGGCUGGGACAUUGGUAUUCUCGGCAUGGCUGUUGGUGGCGAGCGUCGGUUGACUAUUCCCGCCCACCUCGCCUACGGCAGCAAGUCCCUCCCCGGCAUCCCUGCCAACAGCACUCUCAUCUUCGAUGUCAAGCUCAUCGAGAUCAAGUAA